Molecule: messenger RNA, 3145 nt
Organism: Colias croceus (clouded yellow)
Lineage: Eukaryota; Metazoa; Arthropoda; Insecta; Lepidoptera; Pieridae
Gene: Nt5b
Product: cytosolic purine 5'-nucleotidase
Exons: 14
Coding region: 325-2046 (573 amino acids)
Molecular function (GO): 5'-nucleotidase activity
Source: RefSeq, a predicted model, not a curated record
GCGUCAGUACACGCGAAUGCUUUGCCGCUUGAUAACGUCGCAUUGUCUUUAAUUGCUAGUUACGUGCUUUUUCGUACUCAUUAUCGGAUGUUCAGUAGAUGCUUUUUUGUUCAAAGUACAAUUAAACACCACCUGAUCAAAUCAGUGCGACCGCGACGAAUCGUAGACAAAGUGAGCGCAACACCACCUCUACAUUUGGUAUUACAAACAAGUCAGUAUUAGUGUUGCAAGGUAAAAAAUUAAGUUGUGUUUACUAACAUUGGAAUACAAGUUGAAAGCGAAAGCGGGAGUGUGUUAAAAAUAUAUUGGUUGAAUUGUAAUGCCAUGAGGUAUCAAGAGCUAAUGGCGAAUGGAACGUCUGAAUAUUCUGCGGCCAAUGGUUCCUCUUACGGAAAGGGAGACCGGUAUACGGCAGCUCCGAAUGAGAUCUUUGUGAACAGAUCGCUGCAUUUAGAAAAUGUUAAAUUUUACGGCUUCGAUAUGGAUUACACUCUGGCAGAGUAUAAAUCGCCACAGUAUGAAACGUUAGGAUUCAACUUGACCAAAGAAAGAUUAGUGAACAAAGGGUAUCCAAGAGAGAUUCUAGAAUUUGAAUACGAUCCGUCAUUUCCAGUAAGAGGUCUGUGGUUCGAUACACUAUACGGUAACUUGUUGAAAGUAGACGCAUACGGGAACAUUCUUGUGUGCGUGCAUGGUUUUGAAUUUCUUAAACAUUCUCAAGUAUACGAAUUAUAUCCUAACAAAUUCUUAACAUUGGAUGAAUCAAGAGUAUACGUACUGAACACAUUGUUCAAUCUGCCCGAGACUUAUUUGAUAGCGUGUUUGAUAGAUUUCUUCACAAACUCUCCGCAAUACACAAGAGAAAAAACUGGCGUAAGAUGCGGCGACUUGGCCAUGUCGUUCAAGUCUAUAUUCCAAGACGUCAGGAACGCAGUGGACUAUGUACACAUUCAUGGAGACCUCAAGAAGAAAACUAUUGAAAACUUAGACUUAUACUUGAAGAAAGAUGAAAGGCUACCGACUUUCUUGUCCAGGAUAAGAGAAAGUGGAGCCAAGUUGUUCAUACUCACGAACAGUGAUUACAAUUUCACAGACAAGAUCAUGAACUAUCUGUUUGAUUUCCCGCAUGGCGCUAAGCCCGGCGAGCCACACAGGAACUGGAAGACAUACUUCGACUGGAUCGUAGUAGAUGCGAAGAAGCCGCUGUUCUUCGGCGAAGGUACAACUCUAAGACAAGUGGAUACACGCACGGGCGCUUUAAAGAUGGGUCACCAUGUUGGACCAUUGCAUGAGGGACUCGUUUAUUCUGGAGGUUCAUGUGACGUAUUCACCGAGCUUAUAAGCGCAAAGGGCAAAGACGUGCUAUACAUCGGUGACCACAUAUUCGGCGAUAUCCUCAAGUCAAAGAAGAUCGGUGGUUGGCGUACAUUCCUUAUUGUGCCAGAACUGGUACAGGAGCUUCAUGUGUGGACAGAUAAGUGCCAGCUGUUCGCGCAGUUGCAGAACUUGGAUAUACAGCUCGGAGAUAUGUACAAAGAUUUAGACUCUAGUACAAAAGAGAAACCGGACAUAUCGAAAUUGCGUGCUGCAAUCCGUGACGUCACUCACAAGAUGGACCUCGCGUACGGCAUGCUCGGAUCGCUGUUUAGAUCUGGAUCUAGACAGACUUUCUUCUCUUCACAGGUGGUAAGGUACGCGGACCUGUACGCGGCGUCGUUCCUGAACCUGAUGUACUACCCGUUCUGCUACAUGUUCCGCGCGCCCGCCAUGCUCAUGCCGCACGAGUCCACCGUCGCGCACGAGCAGCGCUUCACCGUCGACACGCCCACCAUCGACAGAUCCCGACAAACAAGUGCGCCGAGAGCGUUCAGUACAACGUACAUCGCAGAAGUGUCUUCUGAAGACGUAUCCACUUCCCAGGAUGUCAACGAUACUAAGAACUCAGCGUCAGUCCCGCACGUGCGUCCGGAGACGCCGCGGCGACUCACACACACGCACGACGAGGACUGCUCCGACGACGAGGAUGUGGCCAAGGGAAACAAGUAGACACACUAAUUACGUGAUGGCUACAAACUGCAUGGAGAUUUAAAUGGAGUAAGGGACUACGCUGGAAGAAUUCUCUUAAAUGAUGACAUUUAUUUUGAACCUUCGUUAAUACUGUCUCUUGUAAUUGUAUUUUAUAUUCAAAAUGUUUUGUUUACCCAAAAAUUGAUACUAAGAUUUUCAGCACAUUAAUUAUACAUCUUAAAUAAUUAUUCUUUGGACAUAUUGAUUUUAUUUAACGCGGUAGUUUAGAUAUUUCAGAGAAUGUGGUUUAUGACCAUAUUCUCUGUAUAUUUCUUAGUUAAUAAAUUAAAUUUAUUGGAGGUUCACCGUAUUGAAUAGUCAAUUGGUAUUGUACCAAUGUUUAUUGAUUCAUAUAUAAUUGAAUAUAUUAUUAUAUUACAUAAUGUUAUUGUUAAUAUUGAAUGGUACAAUAAUUCAGUGAGUUCGUUUAUACAUAGUUAUAAUCUUGUAUUAGUUAUUAACUCGUGGCAUUUUAUACAAUAUGCUUUUAUCUAUGUUAUAUCAUGCUUAGUGAUUUAUUUUUUGUUAUUCUUUGAUGUGCAUUCUUGUCGAGUGCGAGAAAUGAUUGAAUUGUAAUUUUCGUUGCCAAUUUUAAUAUAUUUUAUAUUGUGUUGCAGAUUAUAUAAGUUAUGUAAAUAAAUAAAUAUAUUUUAUUGUUUUAUGUGAGUUUAUAAAUUAGUAUUUUUAUUCGUUAGUGUAAGUUGGAACAUGUCAAUUUCGAUAUACUUAAUAAUAAUCUUACAAUAAUAUAUUUUGACAAUGUUAAAAGCAUUAAAAUAUUUUGCAUCUUUGAAACGCACAUAUUAAUUAUAUCCAUAAUUAGAAUUGUGUUAUAUGAUAAUAUGUUUUAUAAUUGCGGUAGAUAGAUAUUUUGUACACGUAAUGUGUAAAAUUGACUGAGCUGCACAUGUAUUUGUAUGUUUUGUGUAUGUAGAGGUGUAUACAAGUAUUCUCAGUUACGCCUGUAUUGGUUACAACAGAUAUGUGAUUAAAACUAGUGAUUUUGAAAAUGUAAAUUUUCGUUAUACGUUAACGUAGGGAAAGAUACAAUAUUGAAUAAAUAUAAUGAACAAUAUUA